UGGACGACGCACGAGAGCGACGCGGAGUGAGGCGCGUGGCCGGGCAUGCCGUACGUGUGGUUCGCGAGCCACUGGCUGGCCAUGAGCCACUCCUGCUACAACCCCAUCAUCUACUGCUACAUGAACGCGCGCUACCGCCGCGGGUUCAAACAGGUCUGCAUCUUGUAUUGUGGCACAGGUGUUGUGGACGACGCACGAGAGCGACGCGGAGUGAGGCGCGUGGCCGGGCAUGCCGUACGUGUGGUUCGCGAGCCACUGGCUGGCCAUGAGCCACUCCUGCUACAACCCCAUCAUCUACUGCUACAUGAACGCGCGCUACCGCCGCGGGUUCAAACAGGUGCUCGGCGGGUUGCUGUGUCUCAAGCAUACCGAGGCCCGCUCCUGCCCCCGUUCCAGCGUUUGUGAGGGCGUUCCUAUGUCAGAAAUGGUGGGCCUGAACUGCUCUUCGGCCCGGCGCGGCGUGGCCAGUUGCCGGUGCCGCCCCCGAAACGGCGUUCUUGGCGUCUGCUCAAAGUGCAAGUGCAACUCCCUGGAGCUAAAAGUGUGUCCAACUGCGCCAAGACCCCCAGCGGCGCCGGCGCGCGCCCUCUCGGUCCGUUCCAAUUAUUUCACCUAGACUGACUUUAGU
Cydia amplana is the source of this 628-nucleotide messenger RNA. RefSeq names its product RYamide receptor-like. The transcript is spliced from 3 exons. Gene Ontology annotation, cellular component: plasma membrane. Gene Ontology annotation, biological process: neuropeptide signaling pathway. Gene Ontology annotation, molecular function: neuropeptide receptor activity. NCBI's taxonomy places the organism in Eukaryota, Metazoa, Arthropoda, Insecta, Lepidoptera, Tortricidae. The coding region runs from base 230 to 616 and encodes 128 amino acids. The record is from RefSeq and is a predicted model, not a curated record.